AUGUUAAGCUUUACUAUGAGUUUUAUAUUUUUUGGUUUUGCUCUCAUUCUUACUUUCGGAUAUUGGAAGCUAUCAUUAAACGAAAUUAAUAUAUUGUGGGCAGGUAUUAUUUCAUUAAUAAUUUCUACAUUAUAUCUUAUCAAUAUAUUUUUAUCCGUAAAUUAUAUUGGCUCAAAAACAGCUGAUUUUCAUUCAGAUUCACCAUCGAAAAUCAUCGUUAUUCAUGAGAAUAUUGAUGCAAAUGAUAAAGUAACAAAGGAUGAAAUGGAUUUCGAACACAGUGAAAAUAGCAUAUGUGAAAGCCGAACAGCGUCUGACAGCACAAUUCCAGUACACAAACGACCGAUUCCUUUUAAUCCAACUAUUCAUCUAAAUUCAAAUCAUACCGAUGUGAAAACGGUCCAAGAUCAACCGAAAGAUCUUGAAAAGGGGAUCAACAGGCAGUAUUGGCAAAUCGAAAAUACGGCAAGAAUACAAAGUGAGAUUGAUUCGGCUAGCGGAGAAUUCGAUGGUAAUAUUGAUAAAGGCUGCACUACAAGUAGUAAUGAGGAACUAAAACAGUGCUAUUUUACGAAUAUAUCAAACAAGCAACCGCAGCAGCCAAUAAUAAUAGGCCAAUAUUCACCACCAUCACUACAAAAUCGAAAGCCUUCACGACUAAAAUAUGAUUUAUUCAGAUCAACAUCGCGAAUUUCACCAUCUUCAUCACCAUCUCGAUUCAACAACCGAAAUAAUAGGGAAGAAAAUCAAAAAAUUGAACAAAUUAAUACAAAUGAACAAAAGAGCUUGCAAAAACAACGACGUUUCACCACAAAAGCUUCAGAAUUGCUUAAUUCUCGAAAACGGUUCUCGAAAAUUGGAGAUCGAAAUAAAAUAGAUAAAUCUUCGGAUGAAGAAAGCACUUCCGGAUCGAUUGGAAGUACAAAUUGCUACGAAAUAAAUCCUAAAAUUGAUAAUGCUCGUCAAUCAAGCAUUAUUGCUACAGAGAAAUAUUUGGAUUCUGCUCAUGAUACGAACAAAGCGCCAAAUGAACGAUAUACCGAUCGACACCACCAGUCAUCACCAACUUUCAUUAAAUCGAAUAAUUUUGCACCAUCGGAUACAUAUGGACGUUAUGUGAGGCGAAUGCAACGAUAUGCAUCAGUUGAUACUUUAAAUGAUAAUAAUGUAAUUGCUGACGAAUAUAUAAGAUGUCCUACCUCAUUAUCACUGGAAUCUCCGUCAUGCCCAUCGUAUAUUCCACCAAUUAUCGUUGCCAUCGAUUCAGCUAGGGAAUCAGGAAUAGUUCGCCAUUAUUCACCACGAUUGAAAUCACGAAAAAGGAUCGCAAGUGGAAAAAGAGGUAAUAAUUAA
Dracunculus medinensis (Guinea worm) is the source of this 1353-nucleotide messenger RNA. NCBI's taxonomy places the organism in Eukaryota, Metazoa, Nematoda, Chromadorea, Rhabditida, Dracunculidae. The record is from the annotation of a GenBank genome assembly.